Saccostrea cuccullata (small rock oyster) is the source of this 505-nucleotide messenger RNA. RefSeq lists its product as uncharacterized. The transcript is spliced from 4 exons. NCBI's taxonomy places the organism in Eukaryota, Metazoa, Mollusca, Bivalvia, Ostreida, Ostreidae. The record is from RefSeq and is a predicted model, not a curated record. Bases 11 to 505 code for a protein of 164 amino acids.
CAGGUGAGCCAUGACAUCAACCUUGACAAGAUAUGUCAUUUUAUCCCUAAUUGUGACAAAUCAGGUGAUUGUUACGUCAGCUGUAGUAACCAACAGACAGUUGUUACUGGGUUCGGUGAUGGGUGCUACUCUACUCGUGCCGUAUGUUUAUGAAUAUAACUUUCUCACACCUGAGGUGAUUGCUCUACUAACAGCUGGUGCCUUACUUGCAACAAUUCCUACAAGAACCACAAUUGUAGUCCUAACAACGACAACAACUACAACAAUCCCGACCACAACAACAGGACAACCAACUUGUACUGCAUCUGGGUAUAAAUACGACCCUGCAGCGGGAUGUUACCUGGUUGUAGUUAGAUCCAUUUCUAUACCUGCUGCCAAACAGGAGUGCAUUGACGAUGGGGGCAAUUUAUUGUUGGUUAAUUCUAAAGCAGAGGGAGUUGUACUUACAGCAGAAUUGAGUAAGAAAAUUGAUGUAACAAAAACUAACUCCUUAUUUUUUUUUUAA